CCCUUGGGGGCAGCCUCCUGGAGGCGGUGGGAUUUGAGCAGGGCCUUGCAAAGUGGGGAGGAUCUCGGUGCGAGAGGGGCUACCAGGCUAGGGAGGCUGAGGCUGGUAUGUGCCCCCCUGCUCUGCACCCACACUGGGCUGGGUUACCACACCGGUCAGCUGUGCACAGGUCUCCUACCCUGUCGCGGAACAGCAGCGGAGGAAGUGGCGAGAGCAGGUCUGAGUCAGGUGUGGAGCCAGAGAGGAGGUCAAAGGGUCCAGAGGAUGCUCACUGGGCUGAGAGCGGUGAAGUGAUUGGCCUGGAGGCCCUGCUUCUCUCAGUGUGGUGGGAUGACAGUUUGCCCAAGGGACCAACUGGUUUUUGGCUUGCUGUCCUGCUUGAGUGAAGCACAGCCAUGGGUACAGGGAAAACCUUACUGCUGUUGCUUUAAGUCUCCCAAGGCAGAGGGUGCAUUGCCCUGCAUUCACGAAGCUGAGGCAGACAGAGAAGGAAAUGGGGCAGGGCUGCAGAGCCCAGCUGCUCCCCGGGCUCGUUCACACAUGAAAACUUCCUGUGAUGAGAACGGAAACACAGGUGCUGUCCCUACCACAGCAGCUCCCAUAGCUGGGGCUGGAGGGGAGCCAUGGACAGGCCCCGCGCCCUGGUCCUGCUCUUGGCGCUGCUGACACUCUGCAUCACUGCUGGGACCCCUGAAGUGUGGGUGCAAGUUCAGAUGGAGGCCACCAAGUCCCCGUCCUUCACUGUCCGCUGUGGAUUCCUGGGAUCUGGUUCUGUCUCCCUGGUGACUGUGAGCUCUGGGGGGCCCGACGGUGCCGGAGGGACUAGACUGGCUGUUUUGCACCCAGAAUUUGGCAUCCAGUAUUGGCCCCCCGCCUGCCAGGUCCACUGGGAAACAAAAACCAGCAUCUCCCUCACCUUGGAAGAAGGGUCUGAGGGGAUAAGCCCCAAUCCCAACACCACCUUCUGCUGCAAAUUUGUUUCCUUUCCUGAAGGCUCCCAGGAGGCCUGUGGGAACCUCUUCCUCAGCACAGACCAAGGGCUCCCUGCCCCUACUCCAUCCCCCAUACUGCGGGCUGACCUGGCUGGGAUCUUGGGGGUCUCAGGGGUCCUCAUCUUUGGCUGUGUCUACCUUCUCUACCUGCUGCAUCGGCAGAGGCACUGGUCUGUCAUGAAGCUUCAGCCACCCUUCACCAGCCCCCAGACACAGACGCGAGCAAGGCAGGUGGCCAGCCAAGCCUCCCUGGCCUCUCUCCACAUCCCGUACACUACUGUCAACACCAACCGUUACCGCCUCGCCACUCUAGACACGGUUCUUCAGCCCCGGCCACUGUCCCCAUGGGCAGUGUUCCCCGCCCACACGGCAUGCCAACCUCGGCCUCCUGCCCCCUGGGUGCCCCUGCCAGCCUCUGCACGCAGCAGUUUCAUCUCCAUUGAGAAUGGACUUUAUGCUCAGGCGAGAGAACGGCCUCUCCCAGUUGGCCCCAACCUUGUCCAUUUCCCUGACCCUGUGGGGCACAGAGCCAUGGAGGAGCACUUAGGAGUUCGAUGAGAGGGACCCCAAGUACGCUUGGGCUCCCUCUCUUCUCAGGCCUCUGGGAUCCCCUUCUGUUGUGCACCUGUGUCCUGGGUGCCCAUCAUCUUUGCACAUCUUAUCUUAUUCUCCGGCCUGCAUAAGUGUCUCUAACAUAAAGCUGGUCAAGGCCCACUCGCCACGGAUGUGGUCAGCACGUGUGCACGUGUGGGUACGUGUGGGCACACAUGUAUCUAUGCGAGGUGACAAAAUUCCAUCCCAGGUUGUUUCCUGUUUUCAAGUCCCCAGCCAUCACAGGUGAUGUUGAUAACUAAGUCAAAAAAAAAAAGUGGUUUCUGACUGGG
Messenger RNA from Herpailurus yagouaroundi (jaguarundi), 1876 nucleotides. It is a transcript of the gene PVRIG, whose product is annotated as PVR related immunoglobulin domain containing. Bases 624 to 1550 code for a protein of 308 amino acids. The transcript is spliced from 5 exons. Gene Ontology annotation, biological process: negative regulation of T cell receptor signaling pathway. Gene Ontology annotation, molecular function: signaling receptor activity. Gene Ontology annotation, cellular component: plasma membrane. The record is from RefSeq and is a predicted model, not a curated record. NCBI's taxonomy places the organism in Eukaryota, Metazoa, Chordata, Mammalia, Carnivora, Felidae.